CGGCAACGGGGUGGCGAAUAGCCCUGCGUUUGACGAGUACCGAACUAUUCCCAACAUCUCGAGCACUUUUGCCUUGGGGCCCGAGUCUGAAGUCAUCACCCAGUUCUCCGGGGCCACGCCACUGGGUUUGUACACCAACUGGUUCACCGGCAUGGUAACAAACACGUUUGCAGCUCUGUCUGCCAUCGAUGAGCUCCAUCACGAAUAUGUGCCCAAGAUGCAAGCAGCCGCGCCUCACGCCAACUUCUCCACGCUCAUCGCGUUUCAACCCGUCACGGAGACCAUGGUCAAGAACGGCAACAAGCGCGGUGGAAAUAUUCUGGGGCUGGAGCGCGUCGUCGCGAACGGUCCGGCGCUCCUGUGGUUGGUGGUGCCGACGGUCGACACUGCGGACCACCAAAGCGCGAUCUUGCCAGUCGCGCGGGAGCUCGUGCGGGCGAUCAAUGAGAGGCAAAGAGAGCAGGGUACUCAUAUAGAUUGGGUCUACUUGAACUAUGCCUGGGGCGACGAGCAGCCGCUUAGGUACUAUGGGGCUGAGAAUCUGGCGUUUCUGCGUCGGGUAUCGAAUAGGUACGAUCCCAUGCGCGUGUUCCAGAGCCUGAGGGGGACGGGGUUCAAGCUGGACGGUUGAGACUGGAGGGUAGAGUAGCCGGCAGACUGUUUGGCGAAGCUGCUCAUUGACGAAGUUGAGACCUUUCUUAUACGCGCGGCAACUAUGACAUCGGAUGUUGACACGCAAAAUAUGUGUUAUAUGCAUUGGCUAUCUUGCAACAUGGAAAUGCUCCAGCAGCUGCCACCCCCCAGAUUCACGAUUUGGUUCGGGCUCCGUGCCGGAUUCGCGUUCAUGAGUUGAGAUGACUCGGCCGAGAAACGUGUCAGAUCGUCAGGAUCGACACGGAUGUAACAGUCCGUCGAUGCUGCGCGAACCUGGCAGGCCGACUCCUCCGUGGAGUGUUUCCCCUGUUCUCCGCCCCCUGG
Messenger RNA from Purpureocillium takamizusanense, 978 nucleotides. RefSeq lists its product as uncharacterized. The coding region runs from base 152 to 631 and encodes 159 amino acids. The transcript has 2 exons. NCBI's taxonomy places the organism in Eukaryota, Fungi, Ascomycota, Sordariomycetes, Hypocreales, Ophiocordycipitaceae. The record is from RefSeq and is a predicted model, not a curated record. Gene Ontology annotation, molecular function: flavin adenine dinucleotide binding; oxidoreductase activity.